GCGAAUUUCACCCCCUUGCUGUUUGCUUGUUAUCACGGUCAUUUAUCUUUAGUGGACACGUUACUACGCCGUGGUGCUGAUAUCAAUGCCAAAGAUCAAAAUGGUUGGACUGCUCUGCACUGGGCUGCCCAACGUUGUCACGCAGACAUUGUGGAAUUGUUGUUGGAUCAUGGCGCAUCUCGAUCAAUGGAAGAUAUGCGCGGUGAUAUGCCCUGUGAUGUGACCAACGAUUUAGGCUUACGUGAUUGCCUACUCCCCGACCCGGAAUAUCCUAACAUUAUCUCCAACGGUUAUGUGACAACCGAUGAAGAAGAUGAAGAUGAGGACGAGGACAAGCUUGAUAGUGGCGACAAAACCGAUGAUCACAGUAACCGUACCCGUAGUCCAGCGAGUCGUACGUCUGGCUCGAUUCACAGUCCGCAUCACUCCCGUUCGCAUCCCCGAUCGACGGCACAACCUGUAUCCAACAACCGAGACGAAUCCAUCGUCCCAUCACCAGGCGCCACAGCAGUUUGUGUAGAUAGUUGCAAAAACGGAGCCCGGAUCACAGAGUUGCAUGAACUCAAUUUAUUGGACGCAGAAGUACAAAAACUGCGUCUAGCUGUGUGUGAAGCAGCUGAAUUAUGA
This is a messenger RNA of Echinostoma caproni, 627 nucleotides long. Lineage: Eukaryota; Metazoa; Platyhelminthes; Trematoda; Plagiorchiida; Echinostomatidae. The record is from the annotation of a GenBank genome assembly.